UCCCACCUGAUCGUAUGGCAAUCCUCGCCUCCUCAUCUCUCAAUCGUCUAAUCCGAAUUCUGCUACUCCACCUACCAUGGUUCCUCUGUGUAAUCUGCCAGAGAACAAAACAUGGAACCCCACCACCAUCAUUCGUAUUUCCUCCUCCACCACCGCCUCCUUCGCCACCGCCUCCUUCACCACCGCCACCUUCACCAUUACCUUCAGAACCACCAGCAGUACCACCAGUAGCACCACCCGUAAUCUUCCCGGACCUGCGCCUCGCCACCGUUUUCCCCGUGAUCCAAAAGUUCAAGGCCAGCAUCACCUCCGACCCUCUUGGAAUCACCUCUACAUGGGUCGGUGGAGACAUCUGCAAAUACAAGGGCUUCUACUGCGACAACCCACCAGAUAACUCCACCUCCCUGGCACUUGCCGGCAUCGAUUUCAAUGGCUUCCAGCUGGCUGCACCUAGCCUGGAUGGCUUCAUUGAUGCCCUCCCUGAUCUAGCAAUCUUCCAUGCAAACACCAACUUCUUCAGCGGCAACAUCACCCCCAAAAUCGCCAAGCUGCCAUACUUCUACGAGCUGGACCUCAGUAACAACAAGUUCUCCGGCGAGUUCCCUCGUACGGUGCUCGCCAUCCCCGGCUUAUCCUUCUUGGACAUUCGUUAUAACUCGUUUUCUGGGUCUGUCCCACCUCAGGUUUUCGUACAGAAUCUCGAUGUCCUCUUCAUCAACAACAAUAACUUCAACCAGAAAAUCCCUGAUGACUUCGGAAACACUCCGGCAAGGUACAUAACGUUCGCAAACAACAAGUUCACCGGUCUGAUACCGCGCAGCAUCGGAAACGCUUCAUCGACAUUGACUGAAAUCCUUUUUCUCAAUAACUUCUUAUUUGGGUGUCUUCCUAUUGAAAUAGGCUCUCUGAAAGAGUUGACAGUUUUCGACGUGGGCCACAACUUACUGUCUGGCCUUUUGCCGUGCUCGCUGGGGUGUUUACAUAACGCGGAGCAGCUCAACUUCGCCGGAAACUUUUUCUACGGUAGAGUGCCUGAAGAGUUGUGUGCAUUGAAAAACCUUCAGAAUUUGUCUUUGUCGGAUAAUUAUUUUACGAAAAUAGGGCCAAACUGCAGAGAUCUGAUAUCAACUGGGAAAAUUGAUCUGAGGAACAAUUGCAUUCGUAAUCUUCCUGAUCAGAGACCAAGAUCUGAUUGUCUGGCCUUCUUUUGGAAACCCAAGUUUAUUUGCCCGAAUAUGGUCUUGUAUGAAAAUAAUACUUGUGAUGAUGGUCAAUUGCAAUCAACUCAUGUGAGGUCCAGGAAACCGAAUAUUCCAAAGGUUACUUACUCUGCGCUUGUGAAGCAUCGUUAGUGAUGAUUUCACACCACAGUAUAUGGAGAUAUGAAAGGGAAGAAGUCUGCAAGCAGUGCAGAGUUCAUAUAUGAUUUCUGAUGUUUAAUGCAUAAGUUUCAACUCUUAUACAAGCACAUUGUACUGGUUCUACACUGAAGUUCAAGGUCAUUUCCAAAUGAGAAAAGCCAUUAUUUUUCUA
Vitis riparia (riverbank grape) is the source of this 1533-nucleotide messenger RNA. RefSeq lists its product as uncharacterized. The record is from RefSeq and is a predicted model, not a curated record. Gene Ontology annotation, molecular function: protein binding. Lineage: Eukaryota; Viridiplantae; Streptophyta; Magnoliopsida; Vitales; Vitaceae. Bases 15 to 1352 code for a protein of 445 amino acids. The transcript has a single exon.